Tetrahymena thermophila SB210 is the source of this 1158-nucleotide messenger RNA. RefSeq names its product transmembrane protein, putative. Lineage: Eukaryota; Ciliophora; Oligohymenophorea; Hymenostomatida; Tetrahymenidae. The transcript has a single exon. The record is from RefSeq and is a predicted model, not a curated record.
AUGAUUAAUUUUUAUUUAAAUAAUACUGUGCUUAGCUCAAACACAAACAUAAUCAAAUAAAUAAAUAAUCAAAUAAUAUAUUCAUCUAAAUCAAAAAAUAAUAAGUAAAAAUUAAUGACAGAUUCCUUUUAGCUUUCUAUCUAAUAAAAUUCUAGUAAUGAUACUUAGAGUUUGGAAGAUUCAGAAUUUAUGAAAUUUUUGGAAGAUCAUCCUGAUAAAAAACUAAUAACUUUAAUAGGUCCACCUGGCUAAGGAAAGACUUAGAUUUAGAAUAGCAUAAUUAACAUGCAGAAAUAAAAAAAUUGUGAUGAUUUUGCUUGUUAAUCUAGCAUUAGCUCUUAUCCUGAGAUCAAAUUCUAGUGCGAUGAAGAUUCACCAUAUUUAUUUGUGGAAUUCGAGAAUUUAGAUUAUUCUCAAGAUAGUAAAAUUAAUUAAUCUAUGAGAGAUCUUAUGUUUCAUUUUAUAUUUAUUUCGACGUGUGUGAUCUAUGUACAUCAUAAUAUUAGAAUCUCAAAAGGUUUUGAAGAUAUAGCCACCAAAAUAUUAUAACAAAGUAAAACAAAAAAAAUAACAUUUGUUGAAAUACUUAAUAAGUGGAAUGGAGAUAGAGUAUAAUCUUACUAAGAUUUGGAAAAUUACUAAGGCCUUUUCUAAAAAACUUUCUAUUUGAAAUCUCUUAACUUUAGAAACUCUUAAAUUAAUAAAGACAAUAAUUUAGAGUAAUUCUAAAGCUAAAUAAAGGAAUUAAUUUCUUAUAUUGAUAGUCUUCAAGUUAAUAAUCAUUCUACUUUGGAGACUAUCAGAAUGUAUAUUAGAGAUUUUGAUACUUAAAUAAAAGAAAAAUUAAACCACAAUUGUAUCAUCAUAAAGAAUGAGCCAAAUAGAUUAGGAGGUGCUAAUUAAGAAGUUGAAUAUGAUAUAAGUGACCCACUUUUAGGCAAUAAUAAUAACUAACCUAAAAAAAGUAAAAUAUUGAUUUUGGCACUAAUCAUAUUUUGGAUAAUCAUUUAUUACUUUCCUAAUAUUUCAUAAUCAAAAAAAUUUAUAAUAACUUUUAUCUCAAUUUUUUUCUAUUUAGCAUUUUAUUGGCGGACACUUUUUUUGAGAUACAUCAAAAAACUUUUUAGAUUUUUCGAAAAAAAGCUAAGAAGAUAUUGA